GCAGGUGAAUUGCAUUUUCUAUGAUGGAAAUUUUAAAGUAAGAUUUAUAUUUUAUAUUUUAUACAGAUCUUUAUAGUCAGUUUGUCCUUGGAAAUUGUUCCAAAAUAUGAGUGUGUAGCAAAGUUAAAAUAGUACUCAUAAUCUCCAGAACAUGUUUGAAUCACUGCAGUUUAGAAUUAGCAGUCCUGAGACAUCGGAACUGGCAGCUGUUCAUCUGAUGAUUCUGAUCAAUGGCACCCCAUAUCUAUUUAGUGUACAAUAGUACAAUACCAGUCAAUGUAAAUUACCACCUCCCCCAACCCAGGAGUUGGUAGUUUUUACUUUUCAGCACUGCAUAAUCAAAAUUGCUGGAUUGUAUGAAUAUCUGGUUUUGUCUUAGUGACCCUGCUUUGCCCGAUGAACCCCACACUUCCUAGAUUCGAGCAGGCAGGGACUUAUAUUGACUGGUACUUAGUUCAAUUGCAGCAAUUGGUCUGCCUGUGUGUUAUUUUUAAGUGUACCCUGGUUCUAGAGGCUCUUUGCAAGGUGAAAGAAACAAGAGGCAAGAACGGAGAGCCUCUGGACAUAUCGAUUGCAAAUCCUACUUCCAAACUUGACUAGGUUCAUAAUUUGGACCUUGGAUGUGAUUGGCCAUUUGUAAACAACCUGUUUAAUUUAAGAAAAACCUGUUUGGGAAAUAAACACUACUGUGAGCUAAUUAUAGCCUGUAUUAAAAUAUUCUAUUAAACUCAACCAAGCAUGAAUAUUAAUACUCCUACAGGUGAAAAAGGUAUCGAAUUUCUCAGGAGAUAAACAUAUUAAUCAGUUUUGCAGGACUGGACAUGUUAGUAAUACAUGCCCAAGCAUGUAUUGACUUUAAUAGAAUAUUUUAAUACAGGCUAUAAUUAGCUUACAGCAAUGUUUAUUUCCCAAACCGGUUUGACAUAUUUUUACAAAUGGCCAAUCACAUGCGAGAUUCAAAUUCUGAACCUAAUCAAGUGUGGAAGUGGGAUUUGCAAUCGAUGUCACCCUGGGCCUUACACAGCGGAGGAGGGGGUGGCAGGGGGCAACUACCCCCCUAAAGAAAACUGUAUUUACAAUUUUUAGAUUGUCAUUAUUAAUUAUUCUUUGCAUAUUUGGGCCUUUUUUCAACAUAUAAGCCUUACUGCCCCCUUGGUGAUACGGCCCUGAUGUGACCAGAGGCUCUCCGUUCUCACAUCUUGUUUCUUUCACCUUGCAAAGAGCCUCUGGAACCAGGGUACUUUUUAAGUAACACACAGACGGAGCAAAUAUUAUAAUGCUUUUAAAAAUCUUCAAUUUCAAAAGAGGCAGUAAAUUGGUAGGGAAAUCUUUCAAUAAUAUCCUGUGGUUAUGGUAAACUAUGUACCGGUACCAGACAAUAUAACUCCCUGCCUGCUCAAAUCUAGGAAGUGUGGGGGCCAUUGGGCAAAGCGGGGUCACUGAGGGCCUGUUUAUAUGAUCCUGCCUAGACGGGAUGUUUUCAUCCCGCCUAGAUGGGAAAUUUGCCUAGUGUUUAUAUGGACAAAAUACAUUGCCUGGAUGAAGCCAUUUAAGUGAGCUUGACGUCAUAUUUUUGUUGCAAUAAAGGCAUUUACGCAUGCUCAAAAGGGAAAAGUUCAUCCCACCUAGCUGGGAUGAAGUGUUUAUAUGGGAAUUUUUCGUCCCAGCUAGGCGGGAUGAAGUGUUUGUAUGGGAAUUUUUCAUCUCGUUUAGGCGGGAUCCUGGCAUCUGUUGCCGAGAUCCCGCCUAGGCGGGAUAAGUGGUGCCAGGAUCAUAUAAACACUCUUUAGAAUUUGUAUUAUGAGCGGGAUCUCGGUAAGCACCCCGUCCACCUGGCCGGGAUCAUACAUAUAAACAGGCCCUGAGACAAAACCAGAUAUUUACACAUUCCAGCAAUUUUGAUUAUGCAGUGCUGACUGCUGAGAAGUAAAAACUGCCAACUUCUGGGUUGGGGCUCCAGGUGGUAAUUUACAUUGACUGGUAUUGUACACUAAAUAGUUAUGGGGUGCUACGGCUGCCAGUUCUGUUGUCUUUAAAAUGACUGCUAAUUCUAAACUGCAGUGAUUCAAAACAUUGCCCCAGCAUGUUCUAGAGAUUAUGAGUACAUACUUAUAUUUUGGAACAAUUUCCAAGGACAAACUGACUAUACAGAUCUGUAUAAAUUUCCAUCAUAGAAAAUGCAAUUCACCUGCCUGCAAAAAGGUUAAUCCACUUGGAACGUUUUCCGUGGUUGUGGACAUUCAUUCCACAUCGAAUGCAUCCUGUCCAACAUCAGCGAUUGCCCAGUUUGUCAAGCAACAACGUUGGCAAAUGUUGAACUUCAACACUCAGUUGAAGCUCUUGGAAGGCCUUGGAAAGACAGCAAAUAUUAACGCUGUUUGCCUCGGCGACUCGCUUUGGAGAGGACGAAAGCGACGAAGAAAUUGAGGCAGCCGAUGACGAUGAACCAGAAGACGAACAGAACGAAACCCUCGUGAACAGUUUGUUAGCAAAAAUAAGCAUUUCGCGAAGGUCUGACAAUCGCCAUUUUGCCAACCGGAUAUGUUCAGUAAUGAGUGUGUAUGAGUCAUGCGAUACUGUCCUGGAUCGUUGUGACGCAUUUCCGAUGCGAGAUGAGAUGAUAUAGGUAAUAUUUAAAAAUAUUUCGGCUGUGGUGUUGGGAAAAUAAGUUUAAACUGCCAAAUCUACCAUUUUUUUAUGUGUGUGUUAAGAUAGUGCAAGUGAGAGUAUGCUAUUUUACGCGCGUUAAAACACUGUUAUUCAAACAUAAAUAUUUCGCGUUCUAGAUCGAAUUUAAAAAAUCCCCCCGAGGAAAUUAAAUAAGAAAGCAUGCUUUAUCAGAAUUUCUCAGUUUUGGAGUAAAAAGUUUAAUAUCGAAUGUCACGGAGGGCGUAGAACAAGGUGUUAUUCUCUCACUCCUUUUGUUUAUAUGUUUCGAAUUUCAGGCAUUCUGAUUGGUCAAGGACGCAAAAUGUAAACAAACGCGCUGAUUGGCUAACAUUAUUUACCCUUGUUCCUUUAACCCCUGGUCUAAAUCAUAUGCUUAUUGAAGCGGGGCCGUUUUGACUUUGGGCCGUUUUGACCUAGCACCGUAUUUGUGGGCAAAUUGUCUAUACAAUUUUAUAUACUAGAUAUCACAGCCAUACUUGCCAUUUUGAUCUUUUCCUCGCGUUUAGAUAAGUUGAUAAGUACACUCAUUCUUGUUAGCCAUCAUACCUGUUCGGCUGUUCCUCUUUCGAUACGAAACUUCGAGCGCCGAGUUAUCAUACGGCACAUUCAAGUGUAUAAAUUAUGGAUGAUUCCAAUUCAUUACGAAUAUUUCUUACUCUUGUUCUUUAAAGGACAUUGGCAACCAAAAUUUUUAUUGCUUAUAUCUAUUAGGUAUGCUUACGGAAUACUUAAUUUUAUAUUUUGGCCGGUUUGUCGCAUUUAGUUGUUGAGAAAAUGUAAUAAAAAGUUCAACAGUAGUCCGCCAUUUUGAAAAUAAACACUUGUGCCACAGCAUACAUUAUCUGACGUCAUUAGAUGGGUAAACACAAUUUCAUGACUAUAAAACAAUACCGAGUAUUACCACGCGUAGUGCACUUUGAGCCUAAACGAAGGGCAGAAACGUUUUACCAAGUAUGUUACUUAUUUGUAACACUAUUUCUGAUAGUAUAUCAGUCCUAGUCCGUGUUAAAUAAACGCAGUAAUUCGAGUGUAAACAAGGCAAACACUAAUGCAAUAUUUUAUGAUCAAUUACCUGUAUUGUAAAUUGCGCCAUUCCUUGCUUUCCCAGUCGCUCGAUAUGUUUUUAUCUGAUAGUGUAGGCUUCUCUUGUUUGAUUGCGAAAAGUAUUGGCCAGUAUAACGCUCAAAACGACAUAUUUUUGGCUAACACGACACGCACGCAAUAGAAUUCUCACUUGUAGUUUUGGUGCUACCCAUCUAAUGACGUCACAAAAUUCGUUGACCUUCGAAGGUCAUUUUUUCCAAGAUGGCGGCGACACACAAAGUUUGCAUGCAUUUUACUCCUAGAGUAAAAUGUUCGAGAAGGAAAUGAUAAUAUUUUCAUAGUUAGGUUGUCAAGUAGGAUUGAAAUAGCCAAUAAAAAUUUUCGUUGCCAAUGUCCUUUAAAAUAUUAAGAGGCAAUUUUUUUUCAAUGUCACGUAUUUGCUGAAAAGUGUUCAAAACCUAAAAUCUUUUUGGCGUUCCUCUCAAAAUUACUUUGUUUUAGCUUUAUUCUCUACAGUUUAUAGAGUUAGCUACCUUUUUAAAUGCGUCUGCCGGUUGAGGAACAUAAAAUAAUAGUUAAAAAUUGCCAAUUAAAAUACAAUUAUCAAUGAUGCCUUAAAAUUGGCGCUACAUUUACAGCCAUUUAAGCAAAACGUACUGAACUUCAGACAUCAUUUUCUCUUUGGCGUAUCAUCUAAAAUCUCUUCAUUUUAGCAUUAUUUUAAAAAGAUAAAGCACUAUUAAACAUACUUUUUAGGGUUUUUUUACCGGUUGAGAAACGUAUUGAAAAAUAAAAAUUUUGAUUUUAGUCAUAAUCUCGUGUGGUAUAUUAUACGCAUUAGUUUUGAGCGCGUGUUACGUAACAUACAAAAAAUCUCGUUUAAAGAUUUGGGAACAAUGCUAUACCAAGGCAGCAUUCACUACCCUGUGGGUAAACUAGUUCAACAUCUAUCAACUUGAAUGUAAAAUUUCCUGAGCUUAGGCGGCUUUACUGUAAAAAUCCGCUUAAAAGAACCACUGUGAGACAGCUGGGAGGCGUGCAAUGGCCCCUCCAAAAGUUUAGAAAACCAUGGAAAUUCGGCAAAUCACAAAAUAUGUCAAAUUCAGGUCAUUUCAUUACCAUAUCCAUAAAAAUUCGGGCAAAAUUUGAAGUAUCAAGCCCGUACUUUUUUCAAAUUUCGGGCGCGUCGUUUACAAAUUUCGGUUUGAACAUUGACGGCUUGAACAUUGUAAAUAAUUAGUUUAAUUAACUGUACUUCCUAUAUACUUUGAUGAGCCAUACUUGCAGGGAAAUACUGUUGAAUAAACCUUUAUUAUUAAUUAAUAUUGGUAUUUAGAUCAUUUUACUUUGGGGGUCAGUAGACUCGGUACAAUAUCAUCGUUGAAUAGGUUGAAAUUGACGGGUAUAACUUUCCCACAUUUACCCAAGAUUUCGAAAGAUUAAUACUUAGGCAUACAGGCGUAUCCAAAAAUUGUAGGUAUAUAAUUCAGCUUGCCAUAAUAAUGGUUAGGUAUACUGGUAUAUUGAGCAACCAUGCAUUAUCGAUUAUAUUGGUAUUCUGGUAACCUCCCUGGCUCAGUGACGUACCAGAGGGGGGAGGGCCCGGUCCUCCCUGGCAGAACAUUGGGCCCCCUUUGGGAAAAUUCCGACCAGUACCAUAGAAAUGUGCAUUAUAUUUUCAUUUCUUCUAAUCUUCCUAUGUUCUGAAUGUUCUGGAUUUGUUUGUGGCUAAGUAGAGUUGUUAUGUGUUAAAUGUUUAUCUAAAAUCACCAAAACGCAUUAAAACAGCCCCCAAAAUGCUGAAAAUGGCACUUUACCGACUCUAGAAUUAGGAGGAGACCCCGGACACCCUUAAACGUUCAUUCUGCUCUAUUAUACAUGGAUAGCAUGGAAGUCCAAAAAAAUUUUCACGUAAUGAACAAACUUUAUUCGAACUAGCGCUGGGUAUUAAAAUUGCUUUGGCCCCCUCCGGGGAUUUUUUUGUCUCUCCUUGACUAGAAAUCCUGGCUACGUCACUGCCUUGAAGGCUGGGCCUGAAUUUCAGCUCGGUUAAACGGCAUUCUCGUACCCAGAGCCCUUCUUACGCGCGGUGCGACGAGGGGCUCUGGCCAAAUGGUACGAGAAUGGGUUAAACGGCUUCAAACACGACUACAAAUUCAAUAGGUGUACUGCCGCUGACUCUUCCACAAUCCCUCAUCCGUUAUCCGUACGCGCGGUCGCGCAUUCCCAUUAAGCCCCGCGCUCCCAUUGUUUUUCCACUGAUCUCUGAUUCCCAACUGAAGUAUUCUUUAAGGCCAUUUUUCCAUUGCGGUCGCUUUGCGCGGGCGGAGCGACUAAUUUCAACCACGUGAAAAAUCAGUCGACCGGGCAUGCCAAGAAAGUUGAAUGUAGUUCUACUUUCAUGGCGUGUCCGCAUACAUUCAGGUGGACAAAAAAUGCACAGCAACAAUGGAAAAUUGCCUUUAUAUAAAAUAUACUAAUGAGGACACGAUUACAAUAGAUACUGCCUUAUUAGUAUUCUUUAUAUAAAGUGAUUAAAGAAUACUAAUUAGGAGUGUUUGAUCAGGUUUAAAGCCACUGCACGUGACUGAUUAUGCUUUACAUGAUUUGCCAAAACGGCCGCUUAUGAAUUAUUAAUGAGGCAAUGAAUUCUUGGUAACCAUAUCCAUAAUGCUCUGCGACUAAUCAUGUCAUGAAUUGAUUGAAUUCGUCUGAACAUAUGGUCUGAAUUAAAUUUGGCAUAACUUGAAACGAAGCCAUUUUAUUAUUUAAAUGUCGACCAAUUGACGAAUUUAAUAACGAACAAGACGCUCCACGGAGCGUUAAGUCGCUGGGGCUAUGGAAAUAUGCAACUUUAAGUACAAGAAAUACCACUCCAAAAAUAUUGAUUCUUGAAGUUUGCCUGGCAGUAUAGUGUAUCGUAUGUGUUGAAAUUAUAAGCGUUUAUCCCGCUGUUGUCAUUGCACAGAUUGGCUGGUGUUAUGUUACCAACUGGCCAAGUUAAAACCGCACUUUAAACCAGUGUGCAUUAUAAAGACGGCGAACUGCAUGGAAUAAUAAUAUAUGUUAGUAUUGUACUAACUACUAUUAAAGAAAGAUUCCAAGUUACUUCCACGCGAUAUCAGGAAAUUGAGUUCCUCCUUUUCAGCUUUUGUUGGUAAUACAUUUUGUCCCAAUGAACCUUAAUCCUUCAAUGCUAUUUACAGUAAUAGGAAUAGGAUGUAGACUCGAAAGAAGCAGGCGAUGUCUGACUUUAAGUUUAAUUUAUGUAGAUCCAAAAGAUCAAAAUAUUAUUACUGACUGGAAAGUUUGGAAAUUGCGCGCCGGAGAUUUCGAAAAUUCUAUAGUAAAUAUAUAGAAAGCAUCAAAAUUUGCGCGCUCGAUAUCUCCGCCGCGCGAUACAAACUUUAAAUUAAUGAUAUAAAAUAAUAUUAUGUACAAAAUAUCCACUUCCCUCCUCGAUAACAUAAUAGUGAAACGUCGUGAUAACGUUUAGUGAAUUCUUAAUAUAUUCCUUUCAAAAACCCCAAAGGAAAGACACGAUUGGACUAAAUAGUCAAUAGCGAACUUUUGCGCGCCGUUCCCAUGGCCAUGGGUAUUCCAUGGUCGCCAUUUUGAUUUUGAUUUCGUAAGAAUUACGUAAUUAAAAUGACGUAAUUUGUCAUUUUGAAUUGUGGCGUACCAAAGGGCAAACCUAGAGUCGGUGGGCACCACAGGUGGCCCCACCGACUAAUUAGGUUUAUCUUAAUUAAAUUCGACGUACGAAACAGACCUUAUGCCAAGUACUUUUCAAAUGACGUCAUUAAAAUAUGAUGUACUUGUGCUGAGAAUUGCCAUUAGAUUUAGAAUGGUCAAACUCUGUAAAGUGUAUCACACAAGAUACCUAAGUAUUCUUGUAUGUUCUCGUAUUAAUUCUUAGUAUUAACGACAUAAGCACAGAUAUAACCAGUCAUAUUUCCUGGAAUUCCUGUAUGGUAAAAAAUGACGUCAUAUUUUCUGCAUGGAAUGACGUCAUAUGUUGUGCAUGGUAAGAACAAAGAAGUAAAAAACUGAAAUACACCCUAUUUGGUACUGAGCCUCGUUUUCGUGAUUUGAGAUAUUGGUUACAGUCGCAAUCCCGAAAACGAGUGUCAUAAUGAUGCAUAAUUAAUAUUCGAUUUUAUAAAAUAUCGUCCAGUCAAGACGUACGCGACUAAAGCCCCGUUUACACUACGCUCAAUUUUUGGUACCGUACCACUUUUUUGGUUCUUGGAAUCAAGAACUAAGAAAGUGGUACGGGUACCAAUUUUAUCCGUGCCGUACAAAAAAUUGAGCGUAGUGUAAACGGGGCUUUAAGAUUAUGUAACGUCUGCUUUGUCAUGAUGAGUAAGGGAAAAUAUUGCAUGCCAUCAUGCUGACGAAUGACGAUAUUUGACGGUGCGGAAAAUCGUCGAGAAAAUUCGUCUCUGGCUUCUUAGGAAAUUACGCAUGUCAACCAACCAAUCAGAGACACGUAGACACUUGCCACGUGACCAGCAUAUAAUGAUAUAAAUGAAGUAUGAGCACAUGCGCGACACACAAAGCUCACGUUUGAACAAGAAACUUCACAGAGUUUAUAACAAAACUUUUUGUUGAAAUUACUCGAAGAAGUCCGUAAAGAAAUGGCUAAAUCUCCAGCUAUCGGUAUUGAUUUGGGAACAACGUACUCUUGUGUCGGUGUAUUUCAGCACGGGAAAGUUGAAAUCAUCGCAAACGACCAAGGAAACCGAACAACGCCAAGUUAUGUCGCUUUCACAGACUCCGAGCGACUUAUCGGCGACGCCGCAAAAAAUCAAGUCGCUAUGAACCCUUCGAACACCGUUUUUGGUAAGCUUUUUAUUGAUAUUGUGUAUACAUGGUUUUACUUUAACUAUUUUUAAGAAUGCUAAUCGUCUACGGUCUAUGAAAAUAUAGAUUUUGAAACAACAGGAAGGGUUUCAUUUUCGCUUUGUAAAAAUUGUCAUAAUAUGUUGUUUUAUAAUAUAAGUUUUGUAUGUAGUACAAGUUUUCAUUGUACUAGCAAGUCUUUAUCAUAUCAAUAUAGUAGAAUAUUUCGUGCAUGUUGAAAGCAAGGAUACAAAAUUUACGGCAUAAAGUACCUAUUUCACAAUCUGUGAAAUACCUGUGUUUGGGCAUGGCCGCUGAGUCGUAUUUAAUUAAUAGAUAAUCAACCAGCUGUUAAUUUAUGUUGGCUAUAUACCAGUUGUUUUUAUAAAACAAGAAUAUCCAACAGAAAUCACUUUUAAGCGGUAAAAUUUUGGGCCAACUUUACCUCGUGGUUAAUUAAUUAUGCGACGGGAUUUGAUGCAAUAACCCCGACCCCUGUGGUAUUGAAGGAAAUUGCUAGUACCUUCUUGUUUGUUCUUGAAUAGUUGAGAUAUUCUCACUUCCAGCAAGUUUCCUUUUUAAAUUAAAUGGAAACUGAAAUAUCGGCAGGAUUUUCAAAUGUUUGGACCCCCAAGGGAAUUCAAGGAAAUUGCUGGUGUCUUCUUGCAUAUUUGAAAUAUUUUCACUUUUGGAAUUUGAUUGGUUUCCUUUUUAAAGUGAAACUAAUAAUCAACAGCAAAAUUUGCACAAUAAAGUCAUAUAUUCCUUCGUUUAGCUCAAAGUAAGUGGUAAAAUGUUUAGUCAUAAUGUAUUCUACGAAAAUGAGUGGGUUUCCUUGCCCGAAAGAUUGCGAAAAUUCACUCCAUUCUGGAAGAAAUAUUUAGUUUGCGUGUGCGAUGAAUCGCUCGCUCAAGAAUCUUGAGCGCACGCGCGAUUGCACGCCCUUAGAGCAAGGCCUGCAUAAAAAUACAUACAUGUGGGCAAGUUAUGGUGAGCUAGCCUGAUACCUCGCUUCCAUCUCCCCAAAAAUGGGUCGUUCCAGAAAAGAUCCACAUUCCCCCCACGGAGGAAAUUUCUGCCGUCCGCAGGGGAAGGGGGGAAAAAAUUGUUUCUGAUAAUAGUAAAUGUAUUAGGACAUCCAAAGGGGGUAGGGGGGUUAACUUCAUAUUUCCUCUGUGGGGGUGGUAUGGAUGUUUUCUGGAAUGACCCAAUGGCAAGACAUGUCAGAUUCAACUUUGUUUGCCCAACAUUUAAAACAGCAUAUGAAGCUGGCAUUACUGCAUUUGCAUCUUUAUGCAAAAGGCCACCAUGGAUCGGGCCAAGUAUGUUGAAUGCAGCCUUGAAUUGUUUUCUGAUAGAUUUAAAAUUAUUUUUCUAGAUGCGAAGCGUCUUAUUGGACGAAAGUUUGAUGAUGCUGAGGUUCAGUCUGAUAUGAAACACUGGCCUUUUGAUGUACGAAACGAAGGAAGUAGACCAAAAGUUGAAGUUGAAUAUAAAGGAGAGAAAAAGCGUUUUUUCCCUGAAGAGGUGAGUAGUAUGUCCUACAUGUAGUGUAAUAUUGUGUUCACCAGAUGAAUUUACCCAGUGAAGAGGUUGAAAAAGUAUCAGAACCUAGUUCCCAGAAUUUUUUUAUAGUUCUGAAAAUUACACUAAUUGGAUAUCCAAAUUACUAAAUACUUGAUUAUUGAAAUGAUUGAAUACCUAAUACUACCAGAUGAUCUUGAUACACGGAAAAGUACUGGCACUAGUUGUCAAAUAUAAAUCCAUUUUAUGAUUAAAACAACUGAAUAUCUCGUGUAAUAUACUUUAUUUCGAUUCCAUAUUUUUGUCAGAGCUAUAGUUCUCAUAACCAAACAUAAUUACAAAAUUUCAAUUAGUUUCAUAAAGAAUAACGAAAGAUAUAAUUGACUGAAGACACCAAAAUGGAUUUCUAUUCGGACAACCCUUUCUGAGCGCUGAUUGGCUAAAAUACGAACACAAGAUCACCUGGUAACAGUAUAGUACCUCAAUACAGUACUUCUCAAUUACAGCAGAACAGUUAGAAUGAAAAUAUUCAUAUAGCCUGCAGUUAGAAAUUUAUUUUUAACAUGCACUGCAACUACUAUGAUUGCUAUGCAGGAUUUAUCUUAAUUGUAUGCCUUAUCAAUCUAAAAGACAAGAUUACUUGUUCAUUGUCUAGUAUUCAGUAUUCGUCAUUCAAUUAAUUUUUUCAGAUCUCUUCAAUGGUUUUGACGAAAAUGAAGGAAACUGCUGAAGCUUACCUUGGCAAGAAAGUGACAGAUGCUGUUAUCACCGUUCCCGCUUACUUCAACGACUCUCAACGCCAGGCCACCAAAGAUGCAGGUAAAUAGCAACAACUCUGAAUGAGUAUAUAGCCAGUUCGAGUUAUGGACACCCAACAAAUUUUGUGGUUAUUUCUCAAAACUAACCAAGAAUUAGGGGCACACUGGAACCAAUUUGUUAAGUUCCGGAACUGGUAAAAAAUUCUGGCCGGAAUCGGAAUGGACUCACUAAGUGAUAUACAUGGUCAUAUGUUACUUUGUCUGCUGCCAGACAGUCAGACACUUUCAGUCACCAAGGAGGAGCGCACGCAAAUGUUAGAAUAAAAAGAUUGACAAUCGUUAAUUGUGCAUUAUUUUACUUGGAAGAAAAGCUAACACUUAGCAAAAUAUAAAAAAUUCUGUAAUGUCAUUUUUUUGGAAAACGCAAAAAUGUUGCAUUCUUCGGUAAAAUGUGUUUGGCAUUACAGAAUUUUUUGUAUAAUGAAAGUUUUUAGCAGUGCAAUACAGCAUGCAAAAUUUGAAUUAGGGAUGAGCCGAUAAGGAAAAUUGCCGAUUACUGAGGCCGAUUAUUUAUAAGCCGAUUAUCGUAACUAAUCGGCCGAUUAAUCGGUACCCGCCGAUUAUUUUAAAAAGCAAGCGAAAAAUCACAAAUUGACCAACAAUGAAGUUGUAAAUGCGGUUUUAUUGUUUACAGUACACACUAUGUACAAUUAAAAACAGCUUCAAUCUUGCAUGUCAAUAGUCAAAGUUAAGUUUUGGCAGUAUGGUGUGAAAACAGGAUAUUGUCAGCUAUGCGGAGCUAUUCUGCUGCGUUUUUCAGUGGAUAUGUUCCCAGCUUCACUUCGCUUGAGACAAAAGACACAGGUUUUGCAACAAAAUGUGAAAAUCUAUUCGCUUGUAUUCAGUAUUCUAGCAUGUGCUCGGCAGUUGCAGAAAAAGUCUUAUGGCCGAUUAUGUGCCGAGUAUCAGGCAAUAAUCGGCCGAUUAUUUAAAAAACGGCCGAUUAUUUACCGAUUAAUCGGCUCAUCCCUAAUUUGAAUAUAGGUCACCAGACAAAAUAGAGAGACAUAGUGCAUUGUUUUUCUAAAAUGGAAAAUUCUAAUGACGUAAACAAUUGACAUAAAAUGUUAUAGAACACGCGCAAUGACGUAAGAUGGCACAAGCAACUGCUCACGUCAGGUCAUUUUGGAAGUUAUUUUAUUUUGUUAAUCAGUUUCCGCAACUUGUGUGUAAAAAUGGUCACCCGGUUUUUGUUAGCAAUUCAUGAGCAGAAUUUUUGUGAUAACUAUAUUGAGCCACCUUAAAUGUCUUUUUAAAGCAACAGUAACAGCUAUUUUUAUGGGGUUUUGGUGUUUGUUUAAGGCUCUAAGAGUCUUGUAUAGGGAUGAGCCGAUUAAUCUGCCAAGCCGAUUAAUCGGCCGAUAAUCGGCCAAUUUUUAAUAAUCGGUAAUCGGCCGAUUAUUUCUGAAUAAUCGGCCAUUUGCCGAUUAUUGACCAGUUUCUAUUUUCUACUAGAAAUAAAUGAAAAUCUGUGUGAUAUAAAUGAAAUAAAUGAAAAUCUACACAAAUACGUACAAAUAAGAUCUUGCAUUUAUCUCACCUCUUCAUCGCAAAUGCAAUUAUUAUAAGUACGAAAAUUAACACUUAUACAUGUAACUCCCAUGACCGGAAAACAUUGUGUGCGCACGGAAGACCAUUACAUGAGACAAAAGAGAAUGUCAUGAAAACUUUUCAAUUUGUAUCCAGCUUUAGAAGGAAGGAAGAAGUGCUUUGCUACAUUAGCUUCUCAAGUUUCAUUUCAAUGCUUAAAAGCAUCUGAGGUUCAUCAGGACAACUAACGCCUACUGGUAAAUGUGUUAAUGGAAAUAAUCGGCUUUGGCCGAUUAAUCGGCCGAUUAUUUGGUAUUAUCGGCCACCGAUUAAUCGAAUCGGUAAUUUCAGUGAUCGGCUCAUCCCUAGUCUUGUACAUUUCUAUUAAGUUGCAUUAACACACACCCUACUUUAUUAUUUUACUCUGUCUGACGCCAGACAUAGGAUAGCGCUGGCACUGAAUGGGUUAAAACAACCAAAUGACAAAAUUUUGUUUUGCAAUUCAUCUGGGGAAAAUCUUCAAGUAAAUUAAUAAUUUUCAUUGAUUGUUUUGUAGGUGUGAUCACGGGCCUUAAUGUUCUUCGAAUCAUCAAUGAGCCAACGGCAGCUGCCAUUGCAUAUGGUUUGGACAAGAAAGUGAGUGCAGAACGAAAUGUUUUGAUCUUUGAUCUGGGUGGUGGUACAUUUGAUGUAUCGAUCCUUGCCAUUGAAGAUGGUAUUUUUGAAGUGAAGUCGACAGCUGGUGACACCCAUCUUGGUGGUGAAGAUUUUGAUCAAUACAUGGUGGAUCAUUUCGUGAAAGAAUUCAAGAGAAAACAUAAGAAGGACAUUACCGGAAACAAACGUGCCAUGAGGCGAUUACGUACAUCGUGUGAACGAGCCAAGAGAACACUAUCGUCAAGCACUCAAGCAAAUGUUGAAAUUGAUUCCCUCUUCGAGGGAAUUGAUUUCUACACAAGCAUAACCCGUGCCAGGUUUGAGGAAAUCUGUGGUGAAAAAUUCCGCAGUACUUUGACACCUGUGGAAAAAGCCCUUAAAGAUGCGGGACUUGAUAAAGGAGCAAUUCAUGAGGUUGUUCUUGUUGGUGGUUCCACACGUAUCCCCAAAAUCCAGAAGUUGUUGCAAGAAUUCCUCAAUGGCAAGGAGUUGAACAAGUCGAUCAACCCUGAUGAGGCUGUAGCAUAUGGUGCUGCUGUUCAGGCUGCGAUCUUGUCUGGUGACACAAGUGAUGAUGUCAAAGACCUCCUACUUAUCGACGUCACACCGUUGUCUCUUGGUCUUGAAACAGCUGGUGGAGUUAUGACAGCAAUCAUCGCCCGAAAUACCACGAUACCAACAAAGAAAACGCAAACUUUUACCACAUACUCUGAUAAUCAACCAGGUUUGUCUUGUGCUCCUGUCUUAUUUGCAUUCUUCAAGUAACAUUGCAGUGUAGUCUAGUCUUGUACAGAAAGGUCUCUAUUGUUUUUGUCACCUAUGGUUUCUGUCUGAACCUGUAUUUCCAUAUGUAGUAAUACCACAGAGUAGAUAAGACAUACAGAGACGUAACUGACCGUUGUAAACACUGCGGAAGAUUACGUUAUCAUGUACCCACUUUUUUCAGGCGACCGGCCGAAAAAUGAUCAACUGCGCGUGCUCAGCAAGUUUAAAGUGAGUCGUCAUCAGGUCGUCAUCCAAUCAGAUGCAUGCAUCUAGUAACUUGCCAAGCAUGCGCACAAAAAAAGUGGGUACACUAGUUACGUCUCUGUAUGUCUCUACUCUGUGGUAAUACUUAUAUUUCAGGUCCAAACCUGACAACUAUUUUGUUUUCCCAGGCGAUUUGCAUUGACCAUUUCAAUGGCUUUAUAUCCCCUUCCCCCUCAAGCAGAGUGUUAAAUGUAGUCAAUUUGAAGAUAUUAAUGGUUUAACCAUUUUUUUGUCUUUGUUAGGUGUGCUUAUCCAAGUAUUUGAAGGAGAACGUUCAAUGACAGCUGACAACAAUCUUCUUGGAAAGUUCGAGCUUUCCGGAAUCCCACCCGCCCCUCGCGGUGUACCGCAGAUUGACGUUACAUUUGACAUUGAUGCUAAUGGUAUCCUCAACGUUAGCGCUGUUGAGAAGAGUACCGGUAAAGAAAAUAAGAUCACGAUCACGAACGACAAGGGAAGAUUGAGCAAGGACGACAUUGACAGGAUGGUUAACGAGGCUGAGAAGUACAAGGCUGACGAUGACAAGCAGAGAGAACGUGUUCAAGCUAAGAAUGGUUUGGAGAGUUAUGCUUACCAAAUGAAGCAAACAAUGGAGGAUGAAAAAUUGAAAGAUAAGAUCAGCGAAGAAGACAAGAAGACAGUCUUGGAUAAAUGUAACGAGGUCAUCAGCUGGUUGGACUCGAAUCAAACAGCGGAGAAAGAUGAGUAUGAAGACAAACAGAAAGAAUUAGAGAAAAUAUACAAUCCAGUCAUCAGCAAGGUUUACCAAGCUACAGGUGGUGCACCACCCGGCGGUGUGCCGGGAGGGAUGCCUGGAGGAUUCCAGGGGGCUAGUGGUCCUGAUGGUGCUCCACCAACACAACAAUCUCAAGGUCCUACCAUUGAAGAAGUCGAUUAA
Paramuricea clavata is the source of this 15015-nucleotide messenger RNA. Lineage: Eukaryota; Metazoa; Cnidaria; Anthozoa; Malacalcyonacea; Plexauridae. The record is from the annotation of a GenBank genome assembly.